CAGAAAGUUGGGGGAAUGGAUGGAGAUAACCAGAGUGAGAACUCACAGUUCCUUCUCCUGGGGAUCUCAGAGAGUCCUGAGCAGCAGCAGAUCCUGUUUUGGAUGUUCCUGUCCAUGUACCUGGUCACGGUGCUGGGAAAUGUGCUCAUCAUCCUGGCCAUCAGCUCUGAUUCCCACCUGCACACCCCCAUGUACUUCUUCCUGGCCAACCUCUCCUUCACUGACCUCUUCUUUGUCACCAACACAAUCCCCAAGAUGCUGGUGAACUUCCAGUCCCAGAACAAAGCCAUCUCCUAUGCAGGGUGUCUGACACAGCUCUACUUCCUGGUCUCCUUGGUGACCCUGGACAACCUCAUCCUGGCCGUGAUGGCGUAUGAUCGCUAUGUGGCCAUCUGCUGCCCCCUCCACUGUGUCACAGCCAUGAGCCCUGGGCUCUGUGUCUUGCUCCUCUCCUUGUGUUGGGGGCUGUCUGUUCUCUAUGGCCUCCUCCUCACCUUCCUCCUGACCAGGGUGACCUUCUGUGGGCCUCGAGAGAUCCACUACCUCUUCUGUGACAUGUACAUCCUGCUGUGGCUGGCAUGUUCCAACACCCACAUCAUUCACACAGUGUUGAUUGCCACUGGCUGCUUCAUCUUCCUCACCCCCUUAGGGUUCAUGACCAAAUCCUAUGUACGUAUUGUCAGAACCAUCCUUCAAAUGCCCUCAGCCUCUAAGAAAUACAAAACCUUCUCUACCUGUGCCUCGCAUUUGGGUGUGGUCUCCCUCUUUUAUGGGAUGCUUGCUAUGGUGUACCUGCAGCCCCUCCAUACCUACUCCAUGAAGGACUCAGUAGCCACAGUGAUGUAUGCUGUGGUGACACCUAUGAUGAACCCUUUCAUCUACAGCCUGAGGAACAAGGACAUGCAUGGGGCUCUGGGAAGAGUCCUACGGAGACCCUUUCAGAGGCCUAAAUGA
Pan troglodytes (chimpanzee) is the source of this 954-nucleotide messenger RNA. RefSeq names its product olfactory receptor 1D4. The record is from RefSeq and is a predicted model, not a curated record. Gene Ontology annotation, biological process: G protein-coupled receptor signaling pathway. NCBI's taxonomy places the organism in Eukaryota, Metazoa, Chordata, Mammalia, Primates, Hominidae. Bases 16 to 954 code for a protein of 312 amino acids. Gene Ontology annotation, cellular component: membrane. The transcript has a single exon. Gene Ontology annotation, molecular function: olfactory receptor activity; G protein-coupled receptor activity.